Magnusiomyces paraingens is the source of this 522-nucleotide messenger RNA. RefSeq lists its product as uncharacterized. Lineage: Eukaryota; Fungi; Ascomycota; Dipodascomycetes; Dipodascales; Dipodascaceae. The record is from RefSeq and is a predicted model, not a curated record. Gene Ontology annotation, biological process: eisosome assembly; protein localization to plasma membrane. The transcript has a single exon. The coding region runs from base 1 to 522 and encodes 173 amino acids. Gene Ontology annotation, cellular component: plasma membrane; eisosome.
AUGGUUAAUGCUUUUGUCGAUCCCUCACUGCGCAUUGUGCUUUUUGUCUUUAUGACUAUCAUUAUGGGUCUUACCGGCUCUUUGAUUAACGGCUCUGCAUGGCAAAACCCUCAGGUCAAUUUUGCCAUUUUCGUCAGUGCGUUUGGUAUGCUAUUUGGCGCCUUUUAUGGUUUGUUGGCUGGCUUUGUUGAAUUUUUGGCUUUCCCCAUUAUUCUUGCCUUUAUCGACUUUUGCGACUUUGUCUUUUGCCUUUCUGGUGGUGCUGCUCUUGCUCAUGGCAUUCGUGUUCACUCUUGCACAAACCAUGAAUACCUUGACAAUAACCGUAUUGUCCAAGGUUCUACUGAUAGAUGCAGAAAGGCUCAAGCUACUACUGCCUUUUUGUUUUUCUCAAUGGCUGUUGCCGCUGGUCAGCUUGCUCUCUCAAUCAUUACCAUGCUUCAAUCUGGUCCCUUUAGCCAACCCUCGCGUAAGAGAUCAUCGCCUCCUAGAACUGGUCUUCCCACCAUGUCUCAGGUCUAA